Gracilinanus agilis (Agile Gracile Mouse Opossum) is the source of this 1257-nucleotide messenger RNA. It is a transcript of the gene TMCO1, whose product is annotated as transmembrane and coiled-coil domains 1. Gene Ontology annotation, cellular component: endoplasmic reticulum membrane; cytoplasm; endoplasmic reticulum. Gene Ontology annotation, molecular function: calcium channel activity. The transcript has 7 exons. Gene Ontology annotation, biological process: endoplasmic reticulum calcium ion homeostasis. Lineage: Eukaryota; Metazoa; Chordata; Mammalia; Didelphimorphia; Didelphidae. The record is from RefSeq and is a predicted model, not a curated record. The coding region runs from base 142 to 708 and encodes 188 amino acids.
UUCCAGCCUCUCGAAGUGUCGCCGUGUUCGCGCGGGUGGUCGCUGGUGAUCGCGCUCCUUCUGCUCCUUUUCCUGAGCUGCAGCAGGUGUUUCCCCGCCCCCUCCGGGGGGGCUCGGAGAGCCGCAGCCGCGCGGCCCAGGAUGAGCACCAUGUUCGCGGACACCCUCCUCAUCGUUUUCAUCUCCGUGUGCACGGCGCUGCUGGCCGAGGGUAUAACUUGGGUACUGGUUUAUAGGACGGACAAGUAUAAGAGAUUAAAAGCUGAAGUGGAAAAGCAGAGCAAAAAAUUGGAAAAGAAGAAGGAGACAAUAACAGAAUCAGCUGGUCGUCAGCAAAAGAAGAAAAUAGAGAGGCAGGAGGAGAAGCUGAAGAACAACAAUAGGGAUCUGUCAAUGGUUCGAAUGAAAUCGAUGUUUGCAAUUGGCUUUUGUUUUACUGCCCUAAUGGGAAUGUUCAACUCCAUAUUUGAUGGCAGGGUGGUAGCAAAGCUUCCCUUCACUCCUCUUUCCUACAUCCAAGGACUAUCUCAUCGAAAUCUGUUGGGGGAAGAUUAUACAGACUGUUCCUUCAUCUUCCUCUAUAUCCUCUGUACCAUGUCUAUUAGACAGAACAUUCAGAAGAUGCUUGGCCUUGCUCCUUCUCGGGCUGCCACCAAACAAGCCGGGGGUUUUCUGGGUCCCCCAAAUCCAGCUGGAAAAUUCUCCUGAGACCAAAACCAAAGGCCUUUUCAUUCCUUUCCUCCUUACUCAGACACUCAAACCAAACUGCUCCUAUUUCAUUUUGAGCAGCAGACACUAUUAGCCGCAAGGGCCAUUUCCCAGCUUUCUGAGCUAGUCUCAGGCCUCUGAACAUGAUUGGAAUGAGGACAACAUUCAACAGACAAGAUUAAUGAUUGUAUUUGUCUGUCAGAGUUGAAAAUUUUAAAAUAAUAUGUGUUGGUUAGAUAAGUUUUAAGUGGUAUUUGUGUGGUUGAGAAACAAGGACUUUUUUCCUGUUAUGCGUGUCAUAUUCUAAGAAUAUUUUUGGUGUGACUCAGCUCAUAGUUCUGAUAGGUGUUAUCUGCCAUGGAAAAGGGCUAGUAAUGAAGUCAUAGGGGAGGUGAACUAAACUUAGAGGUAAACACCCUCAAAGAGAGAAUUUGGGUUAUGAAAUUUUUUUUCACAGCUAAAAUGUAAGGUGAUUCCUGACCUGAAGGAGACCUACUUUGUGCACUUCAUGCAUAAGAUAGUCUUAUAAUCUUAAUAAAUACACCUUGU